Molecule: messenger RNA, 3217 nt
Organism: Calypte anna (Anna's hummingbird)
Lineage: Eukaryota; Metazoa; Chordata; Aves; Apodiformes; Trochilidae
Gene: AMDHD2
Product: amidohydrolase domain containing 2
Exons: 11
Coding region: 381-1610 (409 amino acids)
Biological process (GO): N-acetylglucosamine catabolic process
Molecular function (GO): N-acetylglucosamine-6-phosphate deacetylase activity
Source: RefSeq, a predicted model, not a curated record
GGCCCCGCUCCUCUCGCAGUCACGGUACCGGCGGUGCCGGGCCCCAGUGUUCCGGUACCGGCUGUGCCGGGCUCCACUGUCCCGGUACCGGCUGUGCCGCACCGGCUGCCCCGCGGAGCCGGGGGGGCUUAGGAGGGGCUGCACCGGGUCCUCAGCGCGUCCCCCGGUAGGGCCUGUGCCUCCCGACGCCGGCCCGCAGCCCCGGGAGAGGCGGGCACCUUCCUGCCGCCUGUCUCGGGGCGGUGCUGCGGCCCUUCCGCCCCUCACUUGCUGCUUUCACCACCUGCUGCGGCCUUGCCCCGCUCCCCCGGCCCCGCUGCCCGCCCCGCGCCCCUGACCCCGCUCCCCCGGGGGUUCUCCCGUUCCCGGUGGCUCCCGCGAUGCCGUCCAACAAAUCCGUCUCGGACGCGCCCAUCGUCCAAUUCACCAACUGCCGCAUCCUGAGGAGCCAUCAGCUCCAGAGGGAGGACCUGUGGGUGCGAGAGGGGAAGAUCCUCAACCCGGAGAAACUCUUCUUCGACGAGAAGGGCUCUGCUGACAUCCAGCUGGACUGCAAGGACAGCAUCAUUGCCCCGGGCUUCAUUGAUGUCCAGAUCAAUGGAGGCUUUGGGGUGGACUUCUCCCUGGCUACAGAUGACUUCAAAUCAGGGAUUGACCUGGUCAGUCAGAAAAUCCUCUCCCAUGGAGUGACUUCCUUCUGUCCCACCCUAGUGACGUCUCCUCCAUCUCUGUACCACCAGGUUCUCCCUCAGAUCAGUAUAAGAAAUGGUGGAGCCCAUGGAGCAGGUAUCCUGGGGGCUCACCUGGAAGGACCAUUCAUCAGCAAGGAGAAGAAAGGAGCACACCCAGAGCACUGCCUCCGCACUUUUGAGGAAGGUGCCUUCCAGGACCUGCUUGCCACUUACGGGUCCCUGGACCAUGUCAGAAUCGUCACCCUGGCCCCAGAGAUGAAGAGGAGCAGUGAGGUGAUCCAGGAACUCACCAAGAGGGGCAUCUGUGUCUCCCUGGGUCACUCGGUGGCUAAUCUCUCCCAGGCUGAGGAAGCUGUGCAGCACGGGGCCACGUUCAUCACUCACCUCUUCAACGCGAUGUUGCCGUUCCACCAUCGUGACCCUGGAAUCGUGGGGCUGCUGACAAGUGACAAGAUUCCUGCUGGGCGGAGAGUCUUCUAUGGCAUGAUCUCUGAUGGCAUCCACACCAACCCUGCUGCCCUGAGAAUCGCCCACCGAGCCCACCCCAAAGGUCUGGUGCUGGUGACAGAUGCAAUCGCUGGCUUGGGGCUGGCGCCGGGUCGGCACACACUGGGUCAGCAGGUGGUGGAGAUUGAUGGGCUGAACACCUACAUUGCAGGCACAAAGACUCUGAGUGGUAGCGUGGCGACUAUGGACACAUGUGUGAGACAUUUCCAAGAAGCCACAGGGUGCUCAGUAGAGGCUGCGUUGGAGGCUGCAUCUCUGCAUCCUGCCCAGCUCCUGGGGAUUGAACACAAAAAGGGAACACUGAAUUAUGACACUGAUGCAGAUUUCCUGAUGCUGAAUGAUGCUCUGUAUGUGCAAGCCACGUACAUCGCAGGCGAGCAAGUCUGGAGACAGGAUGCCUGGGGCAUGUGACACUGGGCUGCCUCUGCCCUCUGAGGCUCUCUGGCACUCUGGUUAGCAGCUUUGGUAACCACUCCACUCUUUUUUUUUUUAAUUUUUUUUUUUUUACAAUUCCUUCUCACAACUCCCUUAAAGGAGCCUCAUACCAAAGAGCUGCAUUUUCCAGCACAAGCACUGCUUCCAGUUACAGCCAUGCCUGCAACAAAUUUGUUGGUGCUCAGUUAUUGGAGUGGGGAAAGCAGGCAGAUCUGUGUUUUGGGGUGGGGGGUGUUUUGUCUCCCCCAGAGUGACCUGCACAGCUGUCCUGUAUGGAGUCCCCAGGCAGAGGUGCUCCUGUCACCCUCUCUCAGCAGUGUGAAGCUGUCGCAGCCUUUGCACUGUUUUACAGAGCACAGACUCACCUGCCCUGUGCCCAGGCAGGCUCAAGCCAUUUCCAUUCCUCUGCCUGCUGUUUGCCUUGCUCCCAGGCAGCCGUGGCUGCUUAGACAUCAGCUUCCAGCAGCUCAGCUUGCAGCUCUUCAUGUUGAAAGGUUCCUGUUGUGUCAGCAGAAGCUGAGGAUCAUGUUCUCAUCCUCUGGCAGUCCCUCUGCCGGGUGUCCUCUGAGUAAAGGCUGCCACAGCUCUCCCACUCGGUGCCAGUGUGGGGCUGUGCAUCCAUGUGGGCUGAAUCCUCAGGGCAGAGAUCAAUCCCAGGAAACAUGAGGCAUUUCUGGUCCUUUGUGCCUUUUCCCUGCAUGGGCAUUGAGUCCACAGCGCGUGGUUUUUGGGUGGAGAGAUGGACAGCAUCCUGCCACAGAAAGUGAUGUUCCUCUUAACCCUUUGCUCUGGCUGGCUGGGAUCUGCAGGCUCAGUGCCCAGCCACACCUCCUGGAGCCUUUGCACCACCAGAUGGGUUUCUGCAUUCCUCAGGCCACAGAUGGGAAGCUUUCAGUUUUGGGAGUGCAUCCACACUGAUGGUGACAGACUCACAAGCCCUCGGUCCCACUUAGGGUCUGAGGGAGAAGAGAACUGCAAUGGGGCCCUGGCCUUUCAAGACAGUUGCUGAUAGCUCAUUAUUCCUCUGCUCAUUUAUUAUCGUCUCCAGUACUUGACUGUCAGCUCCUUUCCUGACACUUGAACACGUCUGUGUAAAGACUGAUGCUGAUUUCAACCCUACCACAGUCAGAAAAGCUUUGCCAUAAGUCUGAGACAACCUCUGACAAGCCUCAAACCAAUUAGAUGGUUUAUGUAAUGAGGGGAGGGCUUAGACAAGGGUUAACUUUUAGCGAGGGUGGGGCUUGUAAGGCAAGACUAAAGUCUGGUCAGGAUUGGCAGAAGAUUCUUCCAGUACCUUUUUAUAACCCUUAACAGCAAUGUUUGGAAGUGCUUUCCUAGCACUUAAGAUCUCUGCUGGAACAACUGGCAGCCUCAAAGAGUUUCUAACAUCAACUGCCAAUGUCAGCAGAAACUAAAACCUCUGUGGUUUGAAGCAUUUGAAAGAGACAUCAAAUACUGUGCUGUGAAACGGGACAUGCUACAACAGCAUUACAGAUCUCAGUGGGGACACUUGUUGAGUGCUGUGAAAAAAUCCAAGGGAAAAAAUGCAUACGAAACAAGGUGUCUUCACUUCUUUUUUAUUU